Molecule: messenger RNA, 1566 nt
Organism: Phacochoerus africanus (Common warthog)
Lineage: Eukaryota; Metazoa; Chordata; Mammalia; Artiodactyla; Suidae
Gene: LSAMP
Product: limbic system associated membrane protein
Exons: 9
Coding region: 459-1544 (361 amino acids)
Cellular component (GO): neuron projection
Source: RefSeq, a predicted model, not a curated record
UGCCGCGCGGCUGUGUGGGUUUCUUUACACUCGCUGGCAGGCUGGGUGCCGGAUUCCUCGCCCGCCCAGGAAAGUGGGUUACGGAGGGAAGAGGCUCAGCUCAGACGCUGGCAAAGGAGCAUCCAGCCACAGAGACCAGAGAACACCUUCCUUUUUGCUGCCUCGUCUCCAUCCUUUCUAGAGGGUUUUAUAUUUGCACUCUCUCUUUUAAAAUUUUGUUUCUUUGACUUUUCCCCACCUCUGCUCUGGUUUUAUGAGGGCUUUGUUAAGUCUUAGACGGGAAAGAGACUGAGUGAGGUAAAGAGAGAGGCAAAGUGGAAAGGACCACAAAUUGGCAAAGCCUGUUCUGCUUUUGCUGUGGAUGAAAGUCCUCUGUUUGUAAAGCCCUCUCGGCGUGAGCAGCACGCGCACACCCUCCAGAGUAGCCGGACCCUGCACCGCACCUCGGCGUGGCCACCAUGGUCGCCAGAGUUCAGCCUGAUCGGAAACAGUUGCCGCUGGUCCUACUGAGAUUGCUCUGCCUUCUUCCCACAGGACUGCCUGUUCGUAGCGUGGAUUUUAACCGAGGCACCGACAACAUCACCGUGAGGCAGGGGGACACGGCCAUCCUCAGGUGCGUUGUAGAAGAUAAGAACUCAAAGGUGGCCUGGUUAAACCGUUCUGGCAUCAUUUUUGCUGGGCAUGACAAGUGGUCUUUGGACCCCCGGGUUGAGCUGGAAAAACGCCAUUCUCUGGAAUACAGCCUCCGAAUCCAGAAGGUUGAUGUCUAUGAUGAGGGUUCCUACACUUGCUCGGUGCAGACACAGCAUGAGCCCAAGACCUCCCAAGUUUACUUGAUCGUGCAAGUUCCACCAAAGAUCUCCAACAUCUCCUCGGAUGUCACUGUGAAUGAGGGCAGCAAUGUGACCCUGGUCUGCAUGGCCAAUGGCCGUCCUGAACCUGUUAUCACCUGGAGACACCUUACACCAACUGGAAGAGAACUUGAAGGAGAAGAAGAAUAUCUGGAGAUCCUCGGCAUCACCAGGGAGCAGUCAGGCAAAUAUGAGUGCAAAGCUGCCAAUGAGGUCUCCUCGGCGGACGUCAAACAAGUCAAGGUCACUGUGAACUAUCCUCCCACUAUCACGGAAUCCAAGAGCAAUGAAGCCACCACAGGGCGAAAAGCUUCUCUCAAAUGUGAGGCCUCGGCAGUGCCUGCUCCUGACUUUGAGUGGUACCGAGAUGACACCAGGAUAAACAGUGCCAAUGGCCUUGAGAUUAAGAGCACGGAGGGCCAGUCCUCCCUGACGGUGACCAACGUCACUGAGGAGCACUAUGGCAACUACACCUGCGUGGCUGCCAACAAUCUGGGGGUCACCAACGCCAGCCUCGUCCUUUUCAAGCGUGUUUUACCCACAAUCCCCCACCCCAUUCAAGAAAUUGGCACCACCGUGCACUUCAAGCAAAAAGGACCUGGGUCGGUGAGAGGAAUUAACGGAUCCAUCAGUCUGGCCGUACCACUGUGGCUGCUGGCAGCAUCUCUGCUCUGCCUUCUCAGCAAAUGUUAAUAGAAUAAAAGUUUCAAAAGAA